AUGAGCCUUUCUUGCUCUUCGCCACCGCAAUCUGCCGUCCUGGCUUUCCCAGCUUCUCCUACCUUCGAUAGCAAACAAUCUCAGCAUCUUGAACAUAGCACUUCAGCCGGUACUCUCUGUGACACCGUACCGAACACUCCGGUCUCUUCUCGUCAAGCGCCACCUACACCGCCAGAUUCAGAUUCGUCGUCGCGCAAUAAUACCCUCACUAGUAGUACUUCAUUUUCUUCAUCUCAGCCCAACCAUUCUCUGUCUCCGUCUCAAAACUUUAUCGUCAGCAGUCCUAAUUCUUCGCAUUCUAAUACUAUCUCCAUGUCUACAAAUCAUGUUGUCACCAGACCAAAUAAUCCGUCCCUCAAGCUACAGGAAAAUGGUACGGCUUCAUCUUACAACCUUUCUACCGCAGUUUCAUCCAACUCUCGUGAGGUUUUAUUUUAUCUCACCUCUUAUCCUACAGGCUUGCAAUUUUCGUAUGACCACAUGUUUCCUGACUCGAGCGACUCACAGUCGUCGUUGAGUCCCGAGAUGCCUUCCCAGGGCCUUCCUAGCGCGUCUCGCGCAUCACACCGUACCCCAAAUGUGUACAUAAAUGGACUGCCCCCUCAUUUUCCAGAGCAGGAGCUCUUUGCUCUCACUCGCCCAUUUGGCGAGGUGAAGAGUGUGAGGUCGUUUACGAGACAUGUAAGCGAGAAACCAACAGGAUAUGGCUUCGUACUGUUCAGCGACGUCGAUUCAGCAGAAAAAUGUAUUGAGGGUCUUCGUAAAUAUCGCAAUCUACAUCCGUCGUUCUCAAAGCAAAUUCAUCGUAUACCUGGCACAGUGUACGCCCAGCAAAGCCCCUCUCAGAUAGAGCACGAUGAAGAUUCUUUCAAAGCUCGUAUGGAAAAACUGAAAGAUGGGUUAUCUACCAACCUAUACAUAGAGGGCCUUCCGCUCUCUAUUGAUGAAGAGAGCCUUGCCGCUUUGGUGCAUCCUUACACCAUCAAGAGCAGCCGCUUCUUUAAAACGAAGCUGAGCGAACCCCCACGUAUAAUAGCUUUCGUUCGACUUGAGACUCGUACAGCUGCAGAAGAUACCAUCGAACGCUUGCAUGGUCGGAUGGUCCGUGGAUGGAAUGACCCUGGAUGCAGGAUUUCUGUCCGUUUUGCCGACAGUGCCGAACAACGGGAGCUAAGGCGAUCAGAGAGAGUGACCAAGAAUGGGGACCAGUCUCCGGCCCGUUUGACGAUCGCUCAAGCGGCUCUUCUCAACCUUCGUGGUCAAGAGCUCCAAGCUCACGCCCGCAAGGCCCAAGUAAAUCGUGUCCGUGACAUCCCCAUCAUUGGUCAACUUCGUGACGAGAUUUCCUUAUCAAGUGUUCAUCACUCCUAUCCAAACCUGAAUCUCGCUUCCGUGUCAGCAGGGAGCAUUCCCGUAUCUACAUCGCUGCCUGGGCAUCUUGGUUAUCGGUACGACUUUUCCCCGUCGACUAGGUACCAGGACCUUUCAUCGAACCCCUACACCGAUGACCUUCUGCACUCACUGCAGCAAAACCUGAAUUUGGCAGACGCUUACACAGUGCCGACACUUGAUCAAGAGCAUGAUGCUCAGCGUGCCCAUCUUCAAGCCCUCGCAAGUGCAACGCUAUACACGGCUAGCGCGCAGCCGUCUAUACAACAGCAUCGCAGCCAGAUACAAGCAAGGAAUGGUUUCACUCCCGCCGAGGAGCUCAUCCUCCAGGCUCAUGCAAGGAUACGUGAACAACAGUAUCAGCAUUUGCAGAAACAACAGCAAUUCGUGGACCCGCGCGACUCCACUCUUCCUCGGCGCGUCCACUCAUCUGGACGAAUAGAAUCCGGAAGCAAGCUCAACGCGAACGCGCAGGUAUUCCACGCUCCCGAGCAGAUCGCCGCUUAUCCGCUCACUGGUCGAGCCCUGGGUGGGGCGAGCCGGUCGAAGUUUUUGGGCGACUCUCUACCGCCAAUCUCGGAAGACGACUUCCAUGCUCUCGGUCAACAACAGCCGGAAUCUGGGUCAUAUUACGAGCAUCUCCGCACCCAUUAUCAGGAGGAGCUGCAUUUCCGCGGCGACGCUGGCAACGUUGGGAUGACAAAACCGCCCAGUCGUGCCAUUGAAAUUGUUGCGCCACCUCAGCAUCUUGAUUCCAAGUGUUCUCCUUUGCAGUCGCACCAUCGCUCUCAGUUUUCUUCGCGUUCGCACCUUUCUCUGCGGCAGCAAGCCCAAGCCGCUAGCACUCUCCCUCGAUCCCCGCUUGCGUCGCAUUCAUCUCAGCACAGUUAUCAGCACACAGACAGUCGCUCCAAUAACCUAAACAGCACUCUCACUACGUCUAGUACCAACGAUAAGUCCGACAGAAGUCCUCAGAACUAUCUUCAUUCGCCACAAGCAUCCCAAUCCCGGUCAGAUGAUCAAGAGGACCAUCGCCAUAAUUCUACUUCCGUAUCUUCAAAAGCAUACGUUCCUGCGCAGAAGUCGCCGUCUUUGGCCCAACAACUAUCAUUUGACAAUGACAUGAGGUCUCCUACUCUCGUAUCUCCGGCGUUAACUUACUCGUCUCGUACCCCAUCUACACUCAGUCCAGCCACACCUUUCUUCGGAUCAUUUGGUGGCAGCCCAGAGACCUUCGAGUACACGCCGGACGAUGGUGAGAUGGUGGAGAAGGUGAAGGUUGGGUCAGGUACGCACUAGCUAGCUCACCGUUCUCGUCCAGUGACAGUUUCCGGUCCAUGUUGUUUUCUCAUGUGACGAUCACAAUACUCUUUAGCAUGAUGUGGUGUACGAGUUUGUCUUUCGUUUUCGUUUAAUGUUCCCGGAUAAGUAUAUUUUGAUAACCAUUAUGCGAGAGUACGAAUAGUUUUGUACCUACCUACGCACUUUUAAAUAUUU
This is a messenger RNA of Suillus clintonianus, 2886 nucleotides long. RefSeq lists its product as uncharacterized. The coding region runs from base 1 to 2688 and encodes 895 amino acids. The record is from RefSeq and is a predicted model, not a curated record. Gene Ontology annotation, cellular component: ribonucleoprotein complex; cytosol; nucleus. The transcript has 9 exons. Gene Ontology annotation, molecular function: mRNA 3'-UTR binding; poly(A) binding; poly(U) RNA binding. NCBI's taxonomy places the organism in Eukaryota, Fungi, Basidiomycota, Agaricomycetes, Boletales, Suillaceae.